Messenger RNA from Eleginops maclovinus (Patagonian blennie), 4333 nucleotides. RefSeq lists its product as uncharacterized. The coding region runs from base 1100 to 2734 and encodes 544 amino acids. The record is from RefSeq and is a predicted model, not a curated record. Lineage: Eukaryota; Metazoa; Chordata; Actinopteri; Perciformes; Eleginopidae. The transcript is spliced from 8 exons.
AUCACUCCUGUCUUUAGAGCUGAGGACGAUCCAGUCUCAAGUGUCACUGAGAGGAGCAGAGUCUCUGCAGCUGGUUGACCAAAGAGAAAGAAGAUUAAGAAACAGGAUCUUUCUCAUUCAUGAGGACAACAUUUUCAGACUUCAGGAUGAUCUAUCACCUUCCAAAUCAACACAGAGACUAAAGCUGCUUCACAUUGGUUUGAUUGAUCAACCCCCCGAAAGAGGACUGAAGAAAAAAAGAGGAGGAGGAGGAAAAGUCAGUGUAUCAACAAAAGAAAACCAAAAAGGUCUAAAUUGACGCCUUUGAGGACUAUUGGAUAUAUUGUCCUUCUGAAAUCCAGAAGAAAAGAGGAAUAAAGAAGAAAAAGGGACAGGAGAAAAAGAGGAAAAGUGGUACCAUUGUAAGAACAACCAGAAGUGGAUGUUGAUGACGGUUGCAUCCACACAUUUGCAAAGAAAAGAAGAAACUAAUACUGAAAGAAAAAUAUAGACUGAAGAAAACAAGAAAAUGUUUUUUUUUUCAAAUCCAGAAAAAGAGGAGGAAUAAAGUACAAAAGAAGAAGUUUUUCUGUCAUCCUUUUAAAGAUUUGAGACCUUGUAGACGAGCAUUUGUGCGAACUUCUAUCUCUGAGGUUCAUAUAGCAACAGAGGGAAAUAAAGAGGAACAUCAGCUUGUUAGUGAGUUAAAACAUCUUAGUUCUUAUUUUGAGAUUUUUAUAAAAUAUUUGGAAAGAAAAAGGAUGAAAACAACUGAAAGAGUCUUAAUUUGCAGUUUGCUGAAGACAGAGAAGAUAAAAGGACCAAUAUCACACGUCUAAGGAAGCUACACAAACACAGGAGUGAAGAGUCAAAAGGGAAUAAAAAGGAUACAGAGGAAUACACGGAAAAAGUCAAGAGGAAAAGAGAAAUAUCUCAGAAAAAGAAGAUUUAAAGCGACUACAGAGAAGAAAAAGGAAUAAUCAAUGCAAAAUGAUGAAGGAAGAGUAAAGUGACAAAUCUAUUUAUUAGGGAGAACUGAAAAACAGAGGUCCUGAAAAACGACAAAAAAGGUUGAAGAGGAACAUUAAGAAUAAAGACUGAGAAAGACCCAGGUGUGACGAUGAGGCUCCCUGUGCUUCUUGCAGCUUCUCUCUCUGUCCUCAUCCUCUACAUUGCAGCGGUGGCCCGGGCAGAAAGCCUGGCCCCGGGUCGGCUGGAGCGCUGGGUCCGAUCAGGACUCCAGUCGCUGCAGUGGGACCAUCUGGAGCGAUGCCUCCGCAUGUCCUCCCUCCCUGAGGCCGAGUGCAGGCGCAUGGCUCACCUCCCAAUGUCCUCUGUGGCUGUUUACGUAUCGGAGCCUCGCUCUGCUGCAGGUAACUCAGAAAAAGUUCUGGCCAUCCUGCCGGACUCCUCAGGUGGCUCGAUGAGCUACAAACCACGGGGAGGUUUCAGCGACAGACGCCAGCAAUCAUUUCCCGGCUCCACGGCCCAUGAUGCUGUGCUGGUGCUGGAUCCAAGUCCGGGGGAGAACUUCGGACACCCAGUAGUCCUCUUCUAUGUGGAUGUAAAUGUGACAAAGAAGAGAUGCUCCCACCUGGAUGGCAUUUACCUGGGUGAGGAGUGUUUGACUCUGGCUUUGAAGGGUCGCUGUCAGAACCAGCUGAAGCGUCGGCAAGCCGGGCCAGAGAGGCUCAUGGGUAACGGACAUGGUCGGCUGGCAGGUGGUGCACUGCGCGGUAGUACAAUUACUAAUAGUGGUGGAAGCCUCUGUGAAGUCCACUUCCUUCCACUGGUUAUCGGAGUUGGAGACAGCAACCGAACGCAGAGACUCAGAUGUGUUGACCAGGCAGAGUUUGCAAGGUGCCCUCAGCCGCUGCCAAUGGGCUCUCCCAGUUUACCCGUCUCCAGCUGUGAGCUAAAUAAAAACACCAGACGCUGCCACCAGCAGCCAUUGGCCACUCACCUCUCCUGCCGACUCUACCAGACCUGUGACCACGCUGUGCUCAUCUCAGGUGGCUGGCAGCAGCAGAUGACGUUCCAGCGUCAUGUCCAAAAUCUUCAGAGGUUUUACAGAAUGCUGCAGAACAAUGGCUUCCACAAAGAACACAUCAAAACCUUCUUCGCCAGCAGCGGACACUUUCCUGAGGACAUAGAGGGUGUGUACUCUGCCACGGAGAAAGCAGUGAUUCGUAACCACGUGUCGUACAUCUGCAGGAAGCAGCACUGCGCUGACACGCUGGUUCUCUACCUGAACUCUCCAACACGCAACGACGGCACCAUGCUGCUGUGGGACGCCAACCUCAACGGCAUUGCUGACCUGAAGGAGCGAUACUCCGUCAACGAGCUGCUGGCCGACCUGGCGGGCUGCAGGGCGACUCGUGUUCUGCUGUUUGUGGACCAGAGCUACAGCGGCGUUCUGUCCAAGAGGCUGCGAGGGUCCCAGAAACAUCUCAACGUGGUUCUGAUCCAGAGCCAGGCAAGGCAGACCCACAGCCACCAGAAGAUGAACCCUGGCUGGGAGGACAGCAGCUGGUCCUUCAUCAACCCUGCGAGCUGCCUGCUGGACCAACUGGGAAAGGGCCCUGGGAUGUCUCGCCUGUUGGAGCCAUGGGCUGGUCUAUUAAACGUGACGCUGGCCGGUGCCCCCUGCAAUGCCACGCCGCCUCUGACGGAUGGCGAAAUGCGGCGAGAGUACCAGGGCUGCCAGAACUUACCAACUGCGCUCUGGCACCAGAAACACAGGAGGACCAACUGAGAGAGAGACAGAGAGACACUGAGACUGACUGCGAAUGGGGUGAUAGAGAGAGAGAAAUUAUUUUGGACACACACAGAACAUAUAAAAGUGUACAAACAUGCAUAUUUAACAGUGUGUGUUAUCUUAGGACAUCAGUUUCAGUGUGCUUGGUGGACACUGGUGUGUAUGCGUGGGUGAGUGAGUUUUCUGUCCUAACUCGGAAGCAACCAUGGCGAUGACAGCCCAUCCCAACGGGAGUGUCCUGAACACCAUGUGAACAGUGUGUGUAUGUGUGUGUGUGUGUGUGUGUGUGUGUGUGUGUGUGUGUGUGUGUGUGUGUGUGUGUGUGUGUGUGUGUGUGUUUGUGAGUUCAGGAAAAGGACAACCACUCUUGCAGACCAUUGCUAGCUUAAGCUUGGGUCAGUGUGUGUGUGUGUGUGUGUGUGUGUGUACAUCUCCUGGGCACUUAAAGAGCCAAUCAUUUUUCUUUCUUUUAAGUGUUAUUUCUUCUUCCUUAUGUUCUUUCUUUGUUGUUCCACUCUUCUCCUCAUAUGGUCCUUUGCUACGAGCUCCUUUCCUCCCAACCUUUCCUUUCGGGAUGUCCUCCUCUAACCUCAUCUAUAUCCUCCCCCUUCUUCAUUUCCCUCCUCUCUCCUCCUUGUUUAUUUUAUUGGCAUUCACUUCCUUACUUCAUCCAUCAUCUUCCAUCUUUCUUUCUGUCCUUUUCGUUCACCUGUCAGUUUCUUUCCAUCUCCAUUCAAAGACAUUCAAAGACAGACAUCCGAGCUGAAAAAACCCUUAAACAUAAGUGAGAUUUGUGCAUUUAGAAUCUCUGCACACAAAACGUUUAAUAACAACAGCGCAAAUCUUUAAAAUGUUCUUUAGAUUCUUGAAUUGAUUUGUCCUAACCUGAGGACGAGGCAAAGAGAUGGAAGAAACUGGGUGGCAGGGAUCAUGAUUAAGAUAUGAAGCACUGAGACUGCCCUCACUGCCACACAGACUGGCUUUGGCAUUUUAUUAAGGGCACAAGUGUGUGUUUGCUCCAUCACAUACUGUGGACGGGCAUCACAUGAAACAUGCACAAUAUUGACCCAUCCCUACACUAACAAUGUACAUGUUGUCCUAUACCUUCGGUGGUACUUUGUGAUAUUUGCUGUACGUGUACCUCCUGUCCCGUCUCCAUCUGAGUAACCAUUCAAUAUACUGUAAACCACGGCUCAGUGUACAUUCCCUCCCUGUUGUGUUGUGUUCUGAUGUCUGUCCUGUUGUACUGAUCUGUUAUACAUUAGAGAUAUGUUUGUUAAAGAGAUGAAAGUCGAUGUCGAGAACAACUUUCCCAUUUCUGAAGGAGAUUUUGGGCCAGAAUUGUGUCCGUCAAGUUGUCAUCUGCAUAUUCACCGUUUGUCUGAUGAUCUGUACAGAGUAUAUCUAGUUGCAUGAUGCAAAACAUGAAAUCUAGUCAAUAAAGUACAUUUAGAACCAGUGAAGUACAUUGGAUUUAUUUAUUUGGCUAGUACCAAUUACAGGUUUUUGACAUUGUUAACUUAAGUCUUGUUUGAAGUGUAAACAACAACGUAACAUGGGUACCAAUUUAAACCCAAAUAAAGGUAUUUUCCUAAA